AGUAACUAAUAUUAUUUAAACAAAACGUAUCUCUAAAUAAUAAUAGAAAUUGUUGUAAUAUUGGUAGAUGGCGUUAUAUUAUAUUUUCUGCUACGUUGCCAAUUCUUGAUGCUAUAAAACGAUAAUUCUUACAAGUAUCUGGCAUUUGUUUGUCGAAAGAUAAAGAUUUAAUUGGUUUUCAAUCUUCAUUUAUAAACUUUAUCACUAUGGCUGAUCGUUUAACACAAUUGCAAGAUACUAUAAAUCAGCAAGCAGAACAUUUUUGCAAUAGUGUUGGUAUAUUGCAACAGUAUUCUACACCAAGUAAAUUUCCUGGUUUUGAUCGAAUCGGUACUCCACAACCACAUCAACCACAAGAAGAUUAUGCAGCAUUAUUUGCAACUUUAAUUGCAAGAUGUGCAAAGGAUAUUGAUACAUUAAUAGAAAGUCUUCCAAGCGAAGAAUCGUCACAGGAACUUCAAGUAGCUAGUUUAAGUCGUUUAGAACAAGAAAAUCAGGAAGCUGGUAAGCAACUUGAAGAGGUAGUAAGACAAGGAGAAUCUUUACUUCAACGAAUUCAAGCAGCUUUGCAAGACAUUGCUCAGAGCCAAUUAGAUAUGCAGAACCCUGCAUCAACUGCUGUACUUAAUAUUAAUUUAAAUCCUGCCAUGACCUUCAAACAAGAAAAUUUGAGUUCCACAAACUCCAUGCCUUCCAAUAAUGUGCAUCAACUCUCCAAUUCAUCACCAAGUUCAAUAAAUCAGUAAUAUAAUUACUUAUUUUAUGUAUAUUUUUAACCAGCACUUUUAAUUAAUUUAUAAUAAAUUAGAUUUAAUUUGUAAUAUUGUAAUUAUAUAAAUAUAAUCUGUAUAUUUCGUUUA
This is a messenger RNA of Vespa velutina, 860 nucleotides long. It is a transcript of the gene MED21, whose product is annotated as mediator of RNA polymerase II transcription subunit 21. Lineage: Eukaryota; Metazoa; Arthropoda; Insecta; Hymenoptera; Vespidae. The coding region runs from base 207 to 746 and encodes 179 amino acids. Gene Ontology annotation, molecular function: transcription coregulator activity. Gene Ontology annotation, cellular component: mediator complex. The record is from RefSeq and is a predicted model, not a curated record. Gene Ontology annotation, biological process: regulation of transcription by RNA polymerase II. The transcript is spliced from 4 exons.